AUGGCACCCUCCUCAGAACCCGCCCAGUCGGCGCCCAAGCUCCCCGCCUCGGCAGACUUCAACGCAAUCUACAACAGGAUAUCCCUCGCCUCCGCAAAGCAGACGACGUUCCUCAACUCCAUGCGCGCAAAAUACCCCUCCCUCGCGCGAUCGUCUUCGUCGUUAGCCUCGACUUCCGCACCCGCCAACAACGGCACAUUUUCCUCCCUCGCGAAACCGUCACCCGCGGCAACGCCUACGACCACAACGACCAGCAGAACCCGCGUGGCAGACGACUCCGACCUGCGCUUCGAGAACCCAAACACAGGCCUCGGCUACGCCACGCCCAAAUCCGAGGAGCAGGCUUCCGCGGCAACGCGGGACUUGAGCCGUCGUCUCCUCGGCAAGCGUGGCCGCGAAGUCGACAACAAGACGGCGCAGAAGCGCAGGGUUCAAGAGGAGGAGAGCGAGGAAGAGGAGGGACGGAGCGGACUUGGCCGAAAGAAGAAGACCAAGAGGGUCAGGAUGGAUGAAGAAGAUGUUCCCGAAGCGGGCGAUGUUGUUGUACCAGAUGUCGAGAUGCACCGAGGCGACGCGGAGGCCGGCGUCUCCGAAGCGAGACCUGAAGAUGCCAUACGGUUAGGGGAGGCGGUGGUACCCGAGACAGGCGAAGCCAAAACAAAGAAGAAGAACAAGAAGAAGAAGAAGACGAAGAAGGUGGAUGGUAGCGUCUAA
Colletotrichum siamense is the source of this 714-nucleotide messenger RNA. RefSeq lists its product as uncharacterized. Lineage: Eukaryota; Fungi; Ascomycota; Sordariomycetes; Glomerellales; Glomerellaceae. The transcript has a single exon. The record is from RefSeq and is a predicted model, not a curated record. Bases 1 to 714 code for a protein of 237 amino acids.